Messenger RNA from Dothidotthia symphoricarpi CBS 119687, 801 nucleotides. Its product is annotated as short chain dehydrogenase. The record is from RefSeq and is a predicted model, not a curated record. Lineage: Eukaryota; Fungi; Ascomycota; Dothideomycetes; Pleosporales; Dothidotthiaceae. Gene Ontology annotation, molecular function: oxidoreductase activity. The coding region runs from base 1 to 801 and encodes 266 amino acids. The transcript has a single exon.
AUGACGGACCAGAAGAAAUACAUUAACAAACUCCAAGACACACGUGUCCUCGUCAUCGGUGGCUCAUCUGGGAUCGGUUUCGCCGUCGCAGAAGCCGUUCUCGAGUAUGGCGCCCAAGUCACAAUCUCCUCGUCCAAUCCCAAGCGCGUCGAAGCCUCCAUCUCGAAACUCAAGAGCUCUUACCCCUCUGCCGCGUCCAAAGUCCACGGCCUGCCUGCCGAUCUCUCGAAGCCAGAUACCCUGGAAGAUGUGCUGAAGCAGCUCUUCGAAGACACCGUCAAGGCCAUGGGGGGCGAGAAACUAGACCAUGUAAUCUUCACAGCUGGCGACGCCCUCGCCCAGAUGAAGCUGAAUGAUGUCACUGUGGAGAAGAUCUACCAAGCAGGCCAGAUUCGAUUCAUCGCGCCGCUCCUCGUCGGAAAAUUCCUGCCCACGUACCUCAAUCAAAGCUACAAAUCAAGCUACACUAUCACCACGGGAAGCGUCAGCGAACAUCCGAUUCCUGACUGGACUGUUGUUGGCUCGUUUGCGGGCGGCUUGCUCUCCAUGGUGCGCGGUCUGGCGCUCGAUCUUAAGCCUGCACGUGUCAAUGGCGUCAGUCCUGGGGCGGUGAAUACGGAGCUUUGGGAUACGAUUCCGGAAGAUCACAGGAAGGGGAUGAUGAAGUCGUUUGAGGAUAAGAUGCCGACUGGGAGGGUGCCGCUGCCGGAAGAUGUGGCGGAGACGUAUCUGGGGUUGCUGAAGGAUGUGAAUAUGGAUGGAGUUACAGUUAGCACGAAUGGAGGAGCGAUGCUUAUGUGA